GUCGCUCUUAUUCCUCGGUGUGUGUGUGUGUGUGUGAACCUUUACUCCAUCAUCAGACGAUGCGCUCCGGUAACUCCUCUCUGCGCGGAUGACAGAUGUUUAACAGUUCAGGUCAUCUUCUCAGGCAGGUUAUGGACCCAGUGUGACUUAUAGCACCCUCCUGCUCAGCUGGCCUGUCUAACUCUGUCACUAUGGCAACUUCCUCGAGAGGCUGCGCGCCGGCUAUGCGCCUCUGUCAAAGACUGAACCGACUCAAGACACUGGAUGAUGACAUGAUGGCCACGUCGCUGAAGCGCUGCCUGUCCACCCUGGACCUGACUCUGCUGGGUGUUGGAGGCAUGGUGGGCUCCGGGCUUUAUGUCCUGACGGGAACAGUGGCUAAAGAUAUGGUCGGGCCUGCUGUCAUUAUAUCCUUCCUCUUUGCAGGUUUUGCGUCCUUAUUGGCCGCCUUUUGUUACGCAGAGUUUGGAGCGCGCAUUCCCAAAACAGGGUCUGCCUACAUGUUCACGUACGUGUCGGUGGGAGAGGUCUGGGCCUUUCUCAUCGGCUGGAACGUCAUUCUGGAGAACAUGAUCGGUGGUGCUGCCGUGGCGCGCGCCUGGAGUGGCUAUCUGGACUCCAUUUUUAACCACGCCAUCAAGAACUACACCGAGACACACAUAAUGCAGUGGAACGUGCCCCUGCUCGCCCACUACCCUGACCUGCUUGCUGCAGGGAUCCUCAUCGUCGCCUCGUUCUUCAUUUCCUUCGGGGUUCAAGUGUCCUCUUACCUCAAUCACAUCUUCUCCGUCAUAAGUAUGGCCGUCAUUGUUUUCAUACUAGUGUUUGGCUUCAUGCUGGCUGAACCGGCCAACUGGAGCCAGAAAGAAGGAGGCUUUGCACCGUUUGGAUUGUCUGGGAUCCUCGCAGGCUCAGCCACGUGCUUCUACGCGUUUGUGGGCUUCGACGUCAUCGCGUCCUCAAGCGAGGAGGCGAAGAACCCGCAGAAAGCCGUUCCCAUUGCCACCGCCAUCUCCCUCGGACUUGCGGCGACGGCCUACAUCCUGGUCUCCACGGUGCUCACCCUCAUGGUGCCGUGGCACACUCUGGACCCAAACUCGGCUCUGUCGGAUGCCUUCUUCCGCCGCGGUUAUAGCUGGGCCGGAGUGGUUGUGGCGGUCGGUUCCAUCUGUGCCAUGAACACAGUGCUGCUCUGUAAUCUCUUCUCCCUCCCUCGGAUCGUGUACGCCAUGGCAGAGGACGGACUGUUCUUCUCCAUAUUUGCGCGCGUCAAUCCCGUCACCAAAGUCCCCGUCAAUGCUAUACUGGUGUUUGGAGUCUUCAUGGCCACCAUGGCGCUCAUCUUUGACCUGGAGGCCUUGGUUCAGUUCCUGUCCAUUGGCACACUCCUGGCGUACACCUUUGUGGCUGCAAGUAUUAUUGUGCUGCGUUUCCAGCCGGAGAAGGUCAGCUCCAAAGGAACUGCUUCCACAUCGCCCACCCCCAACGCCGAGCCCUCCCUUGCCCACUCAGAGUCCCAGACUAUAACGGAGGACAGCGGGGAGCUGAAGCAAUACGAGUCCUUCUCUGACAAACUCCAGCUGGUGGAGCGGCAGAAGACGGUGGAGCGCCGAGGGGCGGGGCAGCUGAAGGCUUUCUGGGAGCCGUACCUGGGCAGGCUGCUGGGGGACUGUGAACCGGGGCAGGUGGCGGCCUUCUGCGUGCUGACGCUGAUAGUGAGCUCGGUCUCCUUCUGUGUUGUGCUGGAAUUCGGGAACAAACAGCUGCAGCUGCCCGUGUGGAGCUUCGCAAUGUUGCUGGUGAUCUUCAGCUUGGCCUACGUCGUCAGCCUGGCUCUCAUAUGGGUUCAUGAGCCACAGACCAACAGCAAAACAUUCCAGGUCCCUCUGGUUCCGCUGACUCCAGGUGCCAGCAUCCUCAUCAAUGUGUUCCUUAUGAUGAAGCUCAGCUAUCUAACCUGGAUUCGAUUCACCGUGUGGAUCGCCAUAGGUCUCAUCGUGUACUUUGGCUACGGGAUCUGGCACAGCAAGGAGGGCAGACGGGAGCUGCAGCCCCAAGACAUGGCCGCCCGCUACGUGGUGCUACCCAGCGGCAGCUUGGUGGAGACAGUGCAGUCCGUCCAGCCCGACGGUCACGUGGACACACAGGCGCACCGCGCCAAAGCCGCCGCCACCGCCUCCGCAGUGGAGGAGCACGCGGGAAACAGAUGAUGUGUGACCAAACGUAGUCGUCGUUACAACUGCCCGUUAUUAUCCGAUGUCUCUCACUCGAAACGCCGCGUUCUGACUCUUGUACUCUCUGUGUCUCACUCCUUCUCUCGUGCGACUGGCCUGCCACGGUUCCGUAGUCUUUGCUCAGCAAGCGUAAGCACACCACAGGACGGGGGACGCGCGCUCUCCGUCUUGUCGGGGAAUCAUGUUUGUACAUCUUCGUUAUAUCUGAAUGUACAGUAGAGAGCUUCAUUGCUGUCCUGUAAAGUCGUGUUAUAUAUAAGACCAGCUCUCUUCCUGCGAUCCACUUCUCGUUCUGUCCACUCAGUGAAAUGUUUUUAAUUAUCGUUUUACGCGAACACAAAUCUGAAAGUCUCCACCAAAAAGACAUCCUUGCUGAUCUUGAAUUAAUGGAUUACUAACUUAAUAGACAGCUCUUUUGAUAAUCGAUUCAUCGGUUUGAAGCUUUUUUUCAUGAUUAAAACAAGAUUUCCGAUCUUUUAAGCUUCUUAAA
Solea senegalensis (Senegalese sole) is the source of this 2724-nucleotide messenger RNA. It is a transcript of the gene slc7a4, whose product is annotated as solute carrier family 7 member 4. The transcript has 5 exons. Gene Ontology annotation, biological process: amino acid transport; transmembrane transport. Gene Ontology annotation, molecular function: amino acid transmembrane transporter activity. The record is from RefSeq and is a predicted model, not a curated record. Gene Ontology annotation, cellular component: plasma membrane. Lineage: Eukaryota; Metazoa; Chordata; Actinopteri; Pleuronectiformes; Soleidae. The coding region runs from base 192 to 2210 and encodes 672 amino acids.